GGGAGGUAGAGAGAGCGGAAUGAGAAAAGAACACGUUAAUCUGUUAUGAGCUAAUUUUUUGCGUUCGUUCUUAGCUGUGCUGAGCAUCCUUCCCUGCACAAGUGUGCUCGCACACCGGCAGGUCCUGAAUGCUCAGACCCACACGCGCGCACCACACACUGGGGCUAUCGGAGCACGGCUGGAACCGUGCCAUCUUGCGAGGGAGAGCAUCUCGACCUGGGGAGGAGAGAAAGAGGGAGAGAACAAGGGAAGGAGGACUGAGGACAGCAGGGAGCGAAUAGAGAGGGCGGACAGCGCAAGAGCAGCACCACCGUCGUGUGAGCAGAGCAGAAGGGAGAGACCAGUGGGGAGUGGAAGGCACAGGAAGCACUGUUGCACGCACCACCAGCGGUCUGUGUUGCACAAUGGGAAAUGCACCAUCCCAAGGCAUGUCAACCGUAUCUCCAUGCAUUCUUUUGUAGCAGCUAACACUGGCGCCUGUUUUCCAAAGCAAGACCCGGAACGUGGCGGAGGUCACAUGAUCUCCACGGAUGACGCCGAGUACCCACGGGAGUACCGCACGCUGGGUAACGGCACGCGGCGCUUCUCCAACGUGGGCCUGGUGCACACCUCAGAGCACCGACACACGGUGAUCGCAGCGCAGAGCCUAGAAGCGCUCAGCAGCCUGCAGAAGGCCGAAAUAGAGCGCAAACGUGAUGCCUUCAUGGACCACCUCAAGAAUAAAUACCCGCCCCAGCACCCGCCGUCUCCUUCGCCAUCCCAUGGCAGCAUGAGGGGGACCCCGGAGCGUGUCCGUGAACAGCAGCAGCCAAACUACUGGAGCUUUAAGACCCGUAGCCCACGCCACUCCCAGUCCACCCAGUCUGGUCUGGCCGACCAGGCCUCCAAGUUGUCCUUUGCCUCAGCCGAGUCACUGGAGACCAUGUCGGAGGCUGACAUCCCCCUGGGCUUCAACCGUAUGAACCGCUUCCGGCAGAGCCUGCCACUGUCACGCUCCGCCAGCCAAAGCAAGCUGCGUUCUCCAGGUGUCCUCUUCCUGCAGUUUGGAGACGAGACACGGCGCGUGCACAUCACGCAUGAGCUGACCAGCCUGGACACUCUGCAUGCGCUCAUCACACACAUGUUCCCCCAGAAGCUGACCCUGGGCAUGCUCAAGUCACCCAACACGGCCAUCCUCAUCAAGGAUGAGGCACGCAAUGUCUUUUAUGAGCUAGAGGAUGUACGUGACAUCCAGGACCGCAGCGUGAUCAAGAUUUACCGCAAGGAGCCCAUCUACGCCUCCUACCCAACUGCCCACCUGGCCAAUGGAGACCUCAGGAGGGACAUGGUGUACACAUCUCGGGAGUCCUCACCCACCCGCAGGCUCAACAGCCUGCCCUCCUCGGCUUCACCCCCAUCAGGCUCGCCUUCGCGCUCUCGCCUCUCCUACAGCGGCGGUCGGCCGCCCUCCUUUGCUGGCCCCGGCCACCCGCAGCUGCAGCCCCCGCCACAGCACCCCCACCACCCUGGUGUGGGCCACCCGGCUGGCCCUGGGCUCUCGCCCUCUCCCAGCGCCAUCCUGGAACGGCGUGACGUUAAGCCCGAUGAGGAGGUGUCAGGCAAGAGCGUGGUGCUGUUGAAGAACGAAGGACUGUACGCUGACCCUUACAGCCUGGUGCAUGAGGGGCGCCUCAGCAUUGCCUCUACACAGUCGCUGGCCACUAUCGGGGAUCCAUUUGCGUUUCCUGUGUCUGGGGGACUGUACCGGCGCGGCUCCGUGCGCUCUCUCAGCACCUACUCUGCCGCUGCCCUACAGGGGGAGCUAGAGGAGGCUCUCUACAAGCCUGGGGGCCCAUUGUAUGCUGACUCCUAUGCCACUGCUUCCUCGCUCGGCAUGGGCUUUCGUAUGGGUCCCUCUUCCCCGCAGAAGAUCCCCGACAUGCAGCUGCGUGGCGAACGGGACUCGUACUCGGGGCCACCUAGCCGCGCCUCCCCUGUGCGCCAGACCUUCCGCAAAGACUCCGCCUCGUCCUCGGUCUUUGUGGAGAGCCCGAAGUCGCGACCCAGCUCUAGCUCGGACCCGCUGUGUGGGCCGGGGGUCCCAGGAGGAGACAUGGUCAGGGGCACCGGUGGAUAUAACUCCCCUCUGGCUGGGAAUGAGACGGAAACACGGGAGCGGAUGGAGGCUAUGGAGAAGCAGAUCGCCAGUCUCACAGGCCUGGUACAGAGCGUGCUGACCAGAGCCCCAGACAGCGACAGCACAUGCAGCCUGCUGCGGCUCUGCAUGAUGGCGGGCUGCCCCUCAGAGCCAGGACUGGGAAUCUCACCGCCCUGCCCUUUCUCUUCCAGCGAGAAGACCGAGUCCACCAGCGACGGCUCGGCCACAGGAACCCUGACACCAUCUGCCCCUCUGGCUCUGAUGCCCCCUCCGCCCACGGGGGCCACGCAGGCCACCACAGUCACACGGCUACAGAUGCAACUGCACCUGCACGACCUGAAGCAAAAUGCCACAGACCUGCGCGACCAGCUGUCCCAGCUGCGCAAGAUGCAGCUUCAGAACCAAGACUUGGUGCGUUCGCUGCUGAAGCGCACAGAGACGGAGAUCAGUUCGCGGGUAACAGACGCCCUGCGGAAGCAGGAGGACCCACUCCAGAGACAGCGCCUCCUGGUGGAGGAGGAGAGACUUAAAUACCUCAAUGAGGAGGAGCUCAUCAUCCAGCAGCUUCAUGACUUGGAGAAGUCAGUGGAGGAGAUUCAGAAGAACUCCUCAGUGAACCACAGGCUGGUCACCGUGCAGGAGCUGGAGGACAAGGCCACAGUUCUACGAAAGCUGGGAGAGACUCUCAUGGAGCUCAAGAGCCAGUUCCCCAGUUUACAGAGCAAGAUGCGUGUGGUGCUGAGGGUGGAAGUGGAGGCCGUCAAAUUCCUCAAGGAGGAACCACACCGACUGGACGCCCUCCUGAAGCGAUGUAAAUCGGUCACAGACACGCUGGCCACACUGCGCAGGCAGGUGAACGAGGGCAUGUGGAAAGGACAGGAGGACUCAUCCAAGCACAUGGACGACAUUGGCAAGAGUGCAGACCUUGACAUCCCAACCAGCCCGCCCCUCAACCUCAACGAUCUGGGGGGCAGCACUAGCCUAUCUAACUGGACGCCCCUCUCGGGGUCUGGCUCCAACAACCCCUCUGGGGCUACCCGUGACCCACACCCCCCUGUACCCCUCAAGAGCCGGGCCCUGGAAGAGCUGUCGGGUCGCCGGGGCGGGGACAAAUCGGUGUCUGCGGAGGUCAGACUGGCCGCGGAACGAGACUGGGAAGAAAAGCGGGCCAGUCUGACCCAGUACAGCGCCCAAGAUAUCAACCGGCUCCUGGAGGAGACCCAGGCCGAGCUCAUGAAGGCCAUCCCAGACCUGGACUUUGCCGCAAAGCAGAUCGACAAGCCGUCCACACCACCCGGCUCCCAAAGCGGUACCCCUACCCCUGAGCACCGGAGCAGCAAGCCCCAGCACACGGCCCACAAGCUGUCGGGAAAGGAGACAAGCUCAAGGCGCGGAUCUGAUGAACUGACCGUGGCCCGGUAUCGCACUGAGAAGCCUUCCAAGUCACCCCCGCCCCCUCCCCCUCGUCGCAGCUUCCCCUCAUCCCAAGGCAAUCCUCCAUGCCUUAGUGGAGAAGCAGUCAGCAACAGCAAAGGCAUGAAGAAGUCAGAGUCUGAGGAAGUGGAAGUGCAGAAGCCCCACGUGAAGCUCCGUCGCACAGUUUCGGAGGCCCCACGACCUGCGUCCACUCCUCCCGCCAUCUCUUCGGGGUCCAAGGAUGAGGAUGAGGAGAAGGUGGUCGGUGAGCCAGAGGAGCAGACAGGUGUGGUGUCCAUCCACACACACAUCCUCAGGACUGGGCUGUCUGCAUGGCUUCCAGCAUCAUCCUCACAGGCAGUCAUCUCAGUUGCUCCGCAGGGUGGGCACUUUGCUGAAAUUGAUGGGGGCACUGACUCACCCCAACAAUGCGGGGUGGAUUCAGCCAUCCAGGCCUCUCAAGAGCAGAUCCUCACAUGGAGAAUGGAACAGAAUCCUUGUCCCUCUGAGAAGGUCUCUGAGCCUAUGGUGCAGCAGUUCCCAGAAGAUUUUAAUAAGGACAAGCUGGCCCUGGUCAUCACAGACAGCGAACUGAGGGUUUUGACCAGCUCUGUGUACCAGGAGCUCAACAUCCAAAGCAAGGAGCCAGUGCAGAUACUGACUGUCGAUGUCAAGAUGGCAGGGGGAAGCUGUGAGAUCCAUGACCCCAGGAAAAGCUUGAAUGGACCUAUUGUGAGCAACGCACCGCUGGUCCUGCUGUUCAAGGAGCCCCUCUUGGUCAAGGAGGCUUACGUACAACUGGAGGCACUGCUAGAGGAGGAGGUGGCACAGGGAGCUCAGGAGGUCGAUGACAUACAGAGCUCAGUGAGACAACUAGUAUCUGAAAACAUGGAAGUAAGGCCACAAAGCAGUGCCAACACCAGCCGAAGCUCAGAGCCUAGGAUCAGACUGCCUGCAAGGCAGCUUAGGGCUCUGAGGAAUGCAGUGAGACAGGGACUGCAGACAGGAUCCAGAACUCUUUCUUGGUUCUCCAGUGUGGAGAUGAAUACUGGAGAGCCCUUUAAAAAGAUAGAUGACAGAAAUGGUGGUUUGGCCCCUCUGGGACAGAUCGGGCCUGGCUCGAUCCAAGACACGGAGGCUGAAGACAUUCGGAGUAGCACUUACAGAAGGCUUAACAGCCUGGAGGAGACCAUCCGCCAGCUGGAGAGCACCCUGGAAGAGAUUGGAGCCCAUCCUGCCUGUACCUUCCUGAGGCAAGCAGGUCAUGUGUCUGAUACUGGAGCCAUACCAUUCAAGACCACGAAUACAUUAGAAACAACAAGUCCUCUGGAGAAGAAGAGGCCUCCCAUCCCACCCAAGCCCUCGACUGUCCCACCUGCUACAGCCAAGGGCAGCAGUGGUGGCAACAGCGGCUCCGGGAAGGGUCUCCACUCAUCUGCAGCCUACCGCUUGAAACACCUGCAGCAAAGCAACCCAGAGAAGAGCAAGACAGCCAAGCUUCGUGAGGAAUUCCUUAAAAGUCAAGGACAACAACAGUGAAUGGCCCCACCCCUAUCUAGCCUCCUCCCACAGCACCAACUCCUCCCAGCGUCACCUGACUUCAGGACAGCCUCCUGCCUUCUCCAUCGAGUCCUCAGCUCUGUCCUUGCUACCCCCAAGCAGCCCACCUGCCCAGGUGCCCACUGUACUGCUGCUAGUCUGUGUGUUGGGAGCUUGGGGGGGCUCUGGGGAAAGUCCACAGGACGAGUCCCUAAAGUUCCAUGUGGCCCUUCAACAAAACGACUGCACCUUCUUUCUUGUUUCUCUUCCUUCUCUGAAAUGUCCACCCCUCUCUUCCCCCUUGUUCUUCCUCCUC
Molecule: messenger RNA, 5408 nt
Organism: Scleropages formosus (Asian bonytongue)
Lineage: Eukaryota; Metazoa; Chordata; Actinopteri; Osteoglossiformes; Osteoglossidae
Gene: srcin1a
Product: SRC kinase signaling inhibitor 1a
Exons: 20
Coding region: 446-5092 (1548 amino acids)
Biological process (GO): regulation of dendritic spine morphogenesis
Cellular component (GO): postsynaptic density; actin cytoskeleton; cytoplasm
Source: RefSeq, a predicted model, not a curated record